Messenger RNA from Triticum urartu, 1116 nucleotides. Its product is annotated as BTB/POZ and MATH domain-containing protein 2-like. The record is from RefSeq and is a predicted model, not a curated record. Lineage: Eukaryota; Viridiplantae; Streptophyta; Magnoliopsida; Poales; Poaceae. Gene Ontology annotation, biological process: protein ubiquitination. Gene Ontology annotation, molecular function: protein binding.
AUGUCGGCGCUCGUAUCUGCCCUCCGCGCCGCCGGCCGGCACCAUCUCUCCGCUGGCACCCUCAUCACGAGGCCGGUGACGGGCUCCUACCUGUUCAGGAUCGACCAGUACAAGUGCAUCCAGAAGAUGGUCGGCAACGGCACGGUGAUCAAAUCAGCCACGUUCGGCGCGGGAGGCCACGACUGGCGCAUCAAGUGCUACCCGAGGGGCGAAGUAGGAUAUCGAGGCUACAUCUCCCUUUACCUCGAGCACGCCAGCCAUGGCCGCACCGGUGACGCCACGGCUGAUUACUGCAUGAGCAUCCUCGACCACGCCGGAAACCCAUCGUGGACCAAGGGUAAUGCACAAUUAUCGGAUGAAACCGAUAGUGAGAGUGAGAGUGAAACUGAGACCCAGGCGAACAACUUCUCGAACCACGACGCGUUUGGCUGGGGUGCCUUCAUGAAGAUCGAAGACCUUGACGAGGAGGAGCACCUCAAGGACGGCUGCUUGUGCAUCCUCUGCGACGUGACCGUCCUUGACAUGCGCACCACGGACUACGGCGCUCGGCGUGCAUCCACGGGCGCCAUGGUGCCGCCGCCCGGCCUGCACCAGCAACUCACGGAGGACCUCUGGGAGUCCAAAGAGGGGGCGGACGUGGAGAUCCAGGUCGGCGGGGAGACCUUCCCGGCGCACAGGUGGAUGCUCGCUGCCGUGUCUCCUAUCUUCAUGGCUGAGCUGCUCCGGUCGCCUGCAGCCACGAGGAUACGUGUCGACGGAAUUGAUGCCGGGGUGUUCAAGGCGCUGCUCCACUUCAUCUACACAGAUGCCCUGCCGGAAGAGAUGGCGAAGCAAGAGGCGUUGGCGACGAUGGCUAAGCCGCUGCUCGUGGCGGCGGACAGGUACAAGCUGGACAGGCUGAAGCUGGUCUGCGAGGAGGCGUUGUGCGGGCAUAUCAAUAUGUUUUCGGUCGGCGCAACGUUGGCGUUUGCAGAGCAGCAUUGUUGCCGCGUGCUUAAGGAGGCUUGCAUGCACUUCCUCACUGAUCCGUGUAAUCUUGAAGCAGCCGUGGCAACCCGUGGUUUUGAUCAGUUGAAGGCAGCUUCUUGCCAUCCAACUCUCAUGUCGAAGCAGUAG